UUGUGAUAGAGGUUUUGAUUAUAGCUAAGCUAUGGCUGUAUUUAAUUGGCUGGCUCAGAUGAACAGGGUCUGAUGGAAUUAGAAUUACCAUCAAAGACGGCAUCGAACUCGACACAUUUGUUAUCAUGUUCCUCAGCUCAUGUACCUCUAUCAAUAUCACCUUCAACUGAUAAGCUCCCCUCCAGCUCUCCAGCUCACACCUCACCUCAGCCAUCACGACCCAUACAGUUGACCAAGCCACUAAUACUGUACCCAUCAACUGUAAUCUUUAAUAAUAGCCGCGAUGACAGCCUCCACUAACGUCCAAAUCCACUCCAACCGCCAACCGCCCUCGUCCGUUCUCGGAAUAUACCAUCUCCACGAUCUUUCCCAUGACUGGCCCAUGAAAAUCAGACGACCUUACCUUAGCUCUACCGCCCUUUUCCAUUCCAGCUUAUCGGAGCUUCCAGACGCUUUCGAUAAGAGGGAAGCUUAAAGAAUAAGGACCCCUCUGCCCCUCAUUGUGUCACCAUCCAUCAAAUCCUAUAUAUUUUUCACAAGAUACCCGCCACUUCAACUCUUAUUCUUUCUUCAUACAACGAUUUCUUCUUUCUUCUUUCUUCAAAACCUAACUUUUAAAUAUUCACAAUGGGUCGUCUCGCUGGAAAGAACGCCGUCAUCACCGGCGCUGGAGGUGGCAUCGGUCUUGAGACCUCCAUUCUCUUCGCCAAGGAGGGCGCUUCCAUCCUCAUGUCCGACAUCUCUCAACCUGCUCUCGAAAAGGCCGCCGCAAAGGUCAAGCAGCUCGUCCCCGAUGCUCCCCGCGUUGAGAUUCUCGUACGUCCAAUACCACACCACAUCACUUCUUUCGACAGUAGUACUAACUCGUGACAGAAAGUCGACGUCUCAAAGGAAUCAGAGGUCCAGGCCAUGAUCGAAUCCCUCGACUCCUGGGGCGGCAUUGACGUCCUCUUCAACAACGCCGGCAUCAUGCACGCCCAAGACGACGACGCCGUCAACACCCCCGAGAACAUCUGGGACCUGACCCAAAACAUCAACGUCAAGGGCGUCUGGUUCGGCUGCAAACAUGCCGUCCUCUCGCUCCGCCGCAACAAGAAGACCAAAGCCUCCAUCAUCAACACUGCCUCCGUCGUCGCCCUCGUCGGCGCCGCGACCCCCCAGCUCGCCUACACCGCCAGCAAGGGCGCUGUCCUCGCGCUCACUCGUGAACUCGCCAUGGUUCACGCCCGCGAGGGCUUCAGGUUCAACAACCUCUGCCCUGCGCCGCUUAACACACCACUCCUGCAGGAUUGGCUCGGUGAUGAUAAGGAGAAGCGUCACAGACGUGAGGUUCACUUCCCUAUGGGGCGGUUUGGUGAGGCUGUUGAGCAGGCGCAGGCUGUUCUGUUCUUGGCUAGUGAUGAGUCCAGCUUUGUCAACGGGCAUGAUUUUGCGGUUGAUGGUGGUAUGACCAAGUGCUAUGUUACUGCCGAGGGACCUGCGCAUCCUCCUCCCCAGAACAAUGCUAGCAAGGACUCGUUGUAAGGGGUGAAGAGAGGGAGAGAGUAAGCGGGAAGGAUAUCUGUAGUAACGAUUAGUAUGAUUCAAUAAUGAAAUAAAUUGUCACAUCACAAACAGUAGUCGUGUGCACAGUCACUUGCGAGGAUGAACCUGGCUGAUCAUAUACAAUAUCAUUUGUAGAGUAUUCAUCAAUAUACAAAAAGAUACCCAAACUCCGGCGCAUGCUUUUCCUUCUCCUAGCCUCCCUCUAAUGGAACUGUCCCUCAGUGUUUCCCUCGCCCAUACUCUUGCUGCUCGAGCUUCCACUCUGAAUAGCUCCCAGAAUACCAUCAAUGUAGCUUGCGCCACUCCACUUCUGAUGCGUCAAAACAUCGCACUUAAGAUCCUUCUCACGGCGUUGCACGAUAUCAACAUAAGCCUUCAUACCAUCCUUCUUGAACUCGCGCGACAGCUCAGUUGUGAUUGUAGCGUUGGAGUGCAGGCCAGCAAGAGAGAUAAGCUGAAGAACAAAUCCUUCACGAGCAAUGUCCCAGAUGAACGACUUGAGGGUCUCAUCAGUGAAACCGUGAGCCAUCCAGUUGAAUGAGGGAGAAAGGUUGUACACGAGUCCCUUGCCGGGGUUGACCUCGCGAACAGCACGGCCAAGCUUAGUGGCUACUUCAACAUUGGGAUCACCUGUCUCAACCCAGAGGAGGUCCGCGUAGGGACUGAAUGCAAGAGCGCGCUUGGUAGCCGCCCGCAUACCAGCGCGGUAAUGGUAGAAACCUUCGCGGGUACGGGGAACGUCCCAGUUGAAGUACACAGGCUCCUUGGUGUACUUGUUUGCAAGGCCACGGCGGCGGGAGAUACCCAUGUCGUGGUCCUUCUCAGUCUCGGCGAGAUACUCGUCAAUCUUGGCUUGUGAAACACCCUCCUUCUUCAUGUGCGCGACAGCAGCUUCGUCAAAGGUGACGAGCUUGGUGUUCUUGACCCACUGAGCUUCAAAGGCAUCGAUCUCAGCGCCAACAGCACCCUUAGCCUCCAUAGCCUGGAUGGUCUCAGCGAGAGGCUCAAUCGAGGGGUCUGAAACACCGAGAAUGAAUUCGUGGUCGCGCACGUCGAUAGCAGACGAGAGAAGCUUGCCAGACUCAGAGUCUGUUCGAGCAAUGACGAGGUUCUCACAACCCAUGACAUCCCACUGAAAGCGCGUAGCAACAAGACGGUUGAUAUGCUCUCCAAUAGGGACAAGAACCUUUCCAGCCAGAUGACCACACUUCUUUCCACCAUGGAGCUGAUCC
This is a messenger RNA of Fusarium odoratissimum NRRL 54006, 2777 nucleotides long. RefSeq names its product glucose 1-dehydrogenase. Bases 910 to 1524 code for a protein of 204 amino acids. The transcript is spliced from 2 exons. Lineage: Eukaryota; Fungi; Ascomycota; Sordariomycetes; Hypocreales; Nectriaceae. The record is from RefSeq and is a predicted model, not a curated record. Gene Ontology annotation, molecular function: oxidoreductase activity.